Molecule: messenger RNA, 9799 nt
Organism: Manduca sexta (tobacco hornworm)
Lineage: Eukaryota; Metazoa; Arthropoda; Insecta; Lepidoptera; Sphingidae
Gene: nolo
Product: protein madd-4
Exons: 32
Coding region: 464-4381 (1305 amino acids)
Biological process (GO): extracellular matrix organization
Cellular component (GO): extracellular matrix
Molecular function (GO): metalloendopeptidase activity
Source: RefSeq, a predicted model, not a curated record
ACGGACACACAACCAUGCGCAAAAGGCAUUCGGGUAGACGCGGCCGUGCUGGCAGGCUGCGUGUAACGGAACGCGACAGAUCGUCCGCUUGCGAUCUCAUUCGGUGUUUGAAUUUUCACGUGCGCUUCGAUAUUUAAAUUACAAUCUAAGUACUUGAAUAGAUUUAUAAAUAAUCGAUACGAUAUUAUACUAGUGUUUGAGUGUUGUGAAAUUUUUAAAAAGUGUUUAAAAUUAUUUCAGUGCAGUGAAAUAUUUAUUUGACACGAGUUUGCUGUGUAUCGUGGUGUAAAACUCCUGUGCUGUUUUCUGGAGGGUGCAGCGGAAAAAACGGUACUAUUACAGAUUCGAGUGACGUCACGAUAUCCGGAAUUCCGUUAGUCGUGUUAUUCCUGAUCAAGUAAACAGAAUUCUAACAUUUCGCAUCGUCACGUCCAAAUGCCGUGAAUUAGUAAUAUGACAUCGGAUGCGGACUCUCUCUGACACCAUGGCGUUGCGGGCCUGUAUUGUGCUGACCGUCCUCUGCGUUGCGACGAUUCCAGUGUGCGCGUCCCACAGGCAUGGGCACGACAUAUCUACCGAAGACCCUGAGAUCGUCGAGGCGCACGACAACACCACACAUCAUGGCAAGGAUCGUGGCGGAUGGUCGCAAUGGAGCGAGUGGUCGCUUUGCUCGCGGACCUGUGACGGAGGCGUCUCCAGGCAAUUGAGGACCUGCUCCUCACCAGCGGGCUGCCGCGGCGAGCCGGUGCGGUACAAGAUAUGCAAUAUGCAGCCAUGUCGCGCCAACGUCUCGCUACUAGAAGAGGAUGUGUGGCGCGAGCAACAGUGCGGCGCGCAUGACGGCACGCCGUACGGCGGCGAGCUGUUUCACUGGCGCGCGCAUCGCGACGACGCCGAGCCGUGCGCACUCACGUGUCGCGGCACGCCGCACCACUCCGGACAAAAAGCUGAGCCGACAGUGUCGUUAGACGAAGAUGACAGAGUAGUGGUAGCUGUCCUCGCUGCGAGAGUGUCUGACGGGACGAGAUGUCGUCCUGGCAGCCUGGACAUGUGCAUCGAUGGGAGAUGUCAGCGCGUAGGCUGCGAUCUGCGAGUUGGUUCAACGCGACGUGUGGACGAGUGCGGCGUGUGUGGCGGCGACGGGUCUUCGUGCUCCCGGCCGCGGUAUCACUGGCUCGCCACCCCAGGGUCGCUGUGCUCUGCGACUUGCGGAGGAGGCUACAAGAUGUCGCUAGCGGUGUGUCGCGACCGGUUGACAGGGUCGGAUGCGCCGGAGCAACUAUGUGACGCGUCCAGCAAGCCCCAGGCGUCCGUGGUGCGCUGCAACACACACCCAUGCCCGUUCAAAUGGUACGUGGGCGAGUGGUCAUCAUGUAGCGCGACGUGCGGUGGCGGCGUGCGCUCGCGCCGCGUGCUGUGCGCGCGCUCCGCCAACACCACCCGCGCGGACACAUACCAGCCAGGCACGAGUUCAGAUCCUGGGUGCGUGUCGCCUGCUCCACGCGCCUCCCAGCCAUGCAACACGCAUGACUGCCCCACCUGGGCUGCUGGACCUUGGUCUGGGUGUUCAGUGUCGUGUGGAGAGGGGGUGCAAGUGCGAGGAGUUGAGUGCACGCCAGCAGGAGGGGGGUGUGAUCCCGCCACGCGACCAGAGAUAUCCCGCCCCUGCUCCACUGGCAUCAACUGUCCAGCUUACAGGGAAUCUGAUGAACCUGAGGUAUUACCCCAGGACGAUAUAGAAGACCUGCUCCCGGGCGUGGUGUACCACACACAACCUCUCAUCCAACCGUAUCCACCGGCCAAGGCAGAAAGGCUCAUUGGAGAACCAGACGUACCAGUAGAAGCCACCUACAUUAAAGACGAUGAGUGGAGUCCAUGCAGCGUCACUUGCGGUGAGGGAUGGAGGAAAAAGGAAGUCCAUUGUAAGAUAUUUUUGGAGUUCAGCAGAACAAUAGCAAAGCUGCCAGACAGCAAAUGUAUGGGUCCCAAGCCAGCUGAAGAAACGGAGAGAUGCGUUAUGGAACCAUGUUCCAUGGCCUAUGGGACCUCAUACGGAGACUCCAGCGCGCCUUCCUAUAGUGGAGCUGACAGCAGGUCGCUGAUAUAUGGCACGUCUAGCAACAUUAGAGUCGCUCCCGGCUCCCCCGGGAAAUCUUACUCUUGGAAGGAGAAAGGUUAUACCAGUUGCAGCGCGUCUUGCCUUAGUGGCGUGCAGGAACUAAUAAUUCAAUGCGUAAGAGAUGAAGAUGGAAAGAAUGCAUCACCGUACAUGUGUGAUCCAUUAACGAAGCCAGAGAACAGAGUGAGGACUUGCAACGACCAUCCCUGUCCACCCAGAUGGAACUACACUGAGUUUUCGCAGUGCACCAAAUCUUGUGGCAUCGGAAUACAAACCCGAGAGGUCACCUGCAUACACGAGGUGACCCGCGGCGGGACCAACACGGUAGUGGUGCCUAACAGCAUGUGCCCGCAGCCGCCGCCGCCCGACCGUCAGUACUGCAACGUGCUGGACUGUCCAGUCCGCUGGCACGCUGGCGACUGGACCAAGUGCUCCAAGACCUGCGGCGGCGGAGUCAAGCAGAGAGACGUGGAGUGCAAGCAGAUAAUGGCGCAGUCCCACGUGGUAGAGCGGCCGGCGUCGCUGUGCGCCGCGCCGCGCCCCGCUCACACCAAGCCCUGCAACACGCGCCCCUGUUUGCUCGACACCGCCGCGCCAGAGAUAUCGCUCGCCAACUCUUCGUAUAUUCAGCACGAUCCUAAGAAAAAGAAGGUAACGGUAAAAGUAGGCGGUUCCGCGACGAUAUUCUACGGAACCCAAGUGAAGAUCAAGUGUCCAGUGAAAGGAUACAACAGAACGAGGAUACAAUGGGCGAAAGACCAUCAAAUCAUAUCAAAAUCCAAGAAAUACAAGAUUUCUAAAAAGGGAGCGCUUCGCAUCACGUCCCUGUCCCUGCGCGACCACGGCGUGUACACGUGUGUGGCGGGGCGCUCCAGCGCCAACCUCACGCUCGUGGUGAAGCCGCGCCCGGGCGAGUUCCCCUCCAGCGAGGAGAUCGAGAGGCACAAGGCCCUGGACGAGCCCUCCUCGCCACUGUCGGACAGUAGAGCAGACGGGCGGUACCGUGCAAUGAUCGGCGGCGCCUCCGACGACCAGUCGCACGAGCAGCGACCAGGCGACCAGAAGAAAUACAAGAACAGGCAGAAGGGUAAAAUAGAUAAAGUACGAGAAACGCUGUACGGAUCAACAGCAACGACCAGUACAAAAGCAACACCAAACUACAACUCACAAGCGAGGGAUAUCUACGACGAAAAUGAGGAGAGCGCGGUGUCUUCCCGGAUGCUUCCACCCAAUCGGAGCAGUUCCUCCAGAGUCCUCCCAUGCCUGCAUUACCUAGUCAUGCAACUACAGAUGUUUUGGAAUUUCCAGACGAUCGGCAAUUCGCGCGGACAACGCACAGUCGACUCUAUAAUAAUGUACCAGAACCACGGUACACCUACCAAAACGCGAAUGGUUACUAUGAACGACAAACAAUUUGUGUUCCCCGAAGACGAUGACUCCGAUAUUAUUAUAGUCAACGAGGAUUAUAACAAACACUUCGAUGCUAGAGUUGAGAAUUUGAAGGAAGAUGACAUUGAAACUACUACAGAAGUUGGCGUAACAGAAUCAUUUGACGCAAAGGAGUUUAUUUGGAUGACGACGGAGUGGUCUCCAUGCAACGCGGCCUGCGGCCAGACCGGACAUCAAGUCAGAGGCGCUGUAUGUCAGCAUAAGACCUCAAAUUCAACAACGACAGUGGAGACCAACGAGUGUGUGCUGCGAGGUUUGACGCCGCCGAAGGUGGUCCGAGAGUGUGGUGGGGACAACUGCGCCAUAUGGAGGAGUGGGCCUUGGUCGCAAACCAGGUGUCUGGCCAGCGGGGCCGCAAUAGCCCGUCGGCGCGUGGAGUGCGUUUCGGACAACGGCACGGUGUUGGGCGAGGCGGCGUGCGACGCUGUGGGCCGGCCCGAGCGCGUGCGCAGGCACCAGCGCCGCUGCGACGCCGCCUGGGACGUCGGGCCCUGGACCAGGUGUGUAGGCGUGUGCGGGUCUGGGCGACAGCACCGCGUGUUGCGCUGCGUGUGGCGUGUGGUCGGCGCGGGCGCAGGAGGCGCGUCGGGUGUGGUGGGCGCGCGCGGCGUGCGGCGGCGCGAGCGCGGCGCGGCGGGCGCGUGCGACUCGCUGCAACGCCCUCCCGUCAUCAGGGACUGCGUACUGCCGCCCUGCACCGGGACAGAAUCAGCGUGUCGCGACACGUCCCGUUUCUGCGAGAAUGUUCGCGCAAUGAACAUGUGCGCGCUGCAGCGGUACCGAGCGCACUGCUGCAAGACCUGCACCGACUGACUCUAGUGACCAGUGGCACAGUGAUACACGGGUAAUUUAGGGGUGGUUUUUCAAUCAUGUUGGGGUAAGAUCGGAUGUUUGGGUAAAAUCGGACGAUGGUGAAAGAACGGAUGUUGUGGUAAGCCCAUGAAUCCAUCGGUCUCAAUCGUUCGAUCUUUGGGUAUAUUUAUGUAGAUUCGAAUCGUGUUAUGUACUUCGUGAAUUACUCUACCAUUGAUUCAAAUUACUGCUAAACCCUUUUCUUAAUUAGUGAGAAAAAAUUAUACUACUUAUAUUGCAAAAUGGCAGUUGAGGUCGUCGUCGAGGUUGGCAGUACUUUUGAAUGAACUAUCUUCUCUGAUUCGAACUUACCCCAACAUUAUAUAUAAAGUUUAUUCAUAAUAACACAAAUUAAAAGUUGCAGCUCUACGAUUAAGGUUUAUAUUCAGUCGAAGUAUAUUUGAGUUGUUAUAGUGGAUUAUGUAUGCCGAUUGGAAAAUCAACCCUCUUUGUAAUAAAUUGUGUAAGUGAAAUUCCAGAUAAUUAUAGUAUCCUCAAUCCAUAGCCUAUAAAGUCACGUCUAAUGGUGUCCAUUCCAUUACGUUUCAUAUCCCACUCUGCCAACAACAACAAAAAAGCAUUUUAACGCAAACUACACCGAGCACUUGUGCCUCCAACUUUAAAGUUAAAAUUUAAAAACUCACAAAAAUGUAACAGAGCAAACAAAAGUAAUACACACGCAAUUAGCUAGAUCAAUUUCUGUCGUAAUAGCAAAAAACAUUGCCAAACAAAACGAAACAAUAUUACGUCUCGUUUAUAUGUAACAAUUGACAAGGGUAUUGUUUGACAUAUGUUUUGUGCCGACAUCCGCCGGUUUUGACGUCCCGUUUCUUACGUUACAUGAAAAGAAAUGGAAACGUUAACAUUUUUGAAUAGACAUUUUCUGAAUGACAAAACUGUCGAAAAUAUGAUAGUAUACGUGAAACGGGUUAAUUAUUUCUCAGUUUGGUGUUUUCCCGCCUAAUUUCGACAUUGUCCGCCAUUUUCAAUAAACGAUUCGAAACGGUUUUUUCGAUCUAUUUAAAAAUGGACCAAUCAGAAUAAUGCAAUUUGACAAGUUUACAAAUGAGUUACUUUAAUUGGUUCAUUCUCGAAAUCGGAUUGAAUAUUGAGAUCGAUUAUUGAAAACGGCUUUAAAUGUAAUAUAUAAAUUUUCAAUAACUUUAUAAUUAUAUUUUGAUAAAUUUUUAAUCUGCGUUACAUAUUAUUAUUCACUUCCGAAAUAAAUAAAUAAAAAAUGGUGUCCUGAAAUGCUGAGAAAAUUCAUUCCUUGCUUCCCUAAAUUAUUAAACAUUUAAAGUAACUUCUGAAAUAAAUAAAUUGAAAAUGGUGUUCAGAAAUGCUCAUAAAUAAAUUUUUUGCUUUAACAUUAACAUUUAAAGUAGAUACGUCAUACAGAUUAUUUUCAACCACCAUUUUUAAAAACACGUACGAAGUUAUAUUAAUUGCCAUUUUUAUAAUGGAAUCUCUUCUUUUCUAUUUCUUUUGAUGAUUACGUAAUAUUUUUUUCGCUAAACACUCCUAAACAUAUAACUUGAUAUCAACGUAAUUAAAAACACCGAAUUUUACGUUUCGGCUCAUCCAAUAACUAAGACCAUUUGAGUAUUAUCUGGGAUUUCACACAACUAUUUUACCCAUCAAUACAAAACGCAUAUACUAGGGGCCUUAUUCUCUAUGCCACAUUAUAACAGUAUGUUACAAUAACGUAACGUAUCGCGUCGCGUUCAAGAAAUUGGAAUAAAGGAUACCAUUCCACAGUAAUCACAAAACGUAACAAACAUUUUCACUGUUAUAGAGAAUACGGCCUCAGGAACGUUUUAUUUCAACUAAGCACAAAAACCAUAGUUCUAGUCUAACGCACCGAGGGUGCUCCCUCGAAACGUUUUAGAUUUUAGACAUUUUGUACCAUAAUACUGUUGUAAAUAAACGGACAAAACCGCACGCUACGCUUAGCUCUUGUAUGUAAACAGAUGCACAAACGAUAGUUGAUUAUAUAGAGUAGAGAACAUUGCCAAAUUAACACGGGGAAGUGUGGUGCAAGUGGUAUUUGGAGGAUAUUUAUAUUUACGGCGGAUCAAUCAAUCCAUCUUCGGAUCGACUGUAAAAAUUAACCAAUCGGAAUGAAGUUUGUAGUACUUAUAAAAUAUGACUACUAUUAUAAUUUACAUAAUAAGACUUAACCUUUCAUGUCUCAGGAUGGCGAGCAGUGGAAUACCGAACAAUACUUUAUAAUUCAAUAUUUGAUUGUGUUUUUGCUGUUUAUGGGCGGUCGUGUCGCUUAACAUCAGGCGAACGGCAAGCUCGUCUCGUCAUUCAAAGCAAUAAAAAAAACUUACGUUGAUUGGUUGAUUCUGACUAUUGAUCCGUUGUUAAGGGUUGUUGUUAUUGAAAGGAGCGUUAGUAAAAAUGAUAAUAGAUCAGUUGCAUUGACUUGAUAAUUCAAUUCGACAUAAAAAUGUCAUAAAAAACUUGCAUUUCUAGCAAAUCUUUCUCUCUUUUUAAAUUAUCUACGUAAUUAUAAAAACUAUAAAGACUACUUAAUAUUAUACCUGUAUUAUAUACUGUCCCACUGCUGGCCACGGGCCUCUUCUACUAAGAGGGUUUUUAGGGCUUGUUCAACCAAUCCGUGUGGCUUAGCAGGCUUCACAUACCUUCGAAAUUCUUACACAGAACUUCUCAGGUAAUCAGAAUUUCACACGAUAUUUUCCUUUACCGUUUAGGUAAGCUAUAAUUCAUAAAAAUAUAACUUUGUUUUUAGAAAAGUCAGAGGUGCAUGCCCUUGGGUUUUGAACCUGCGGACAUUCGUCUCAAUCCGUUUCACUCUCAACUAGGCUAUCGCCAUAGUUAAAUUAAUCGAAUUGUUUAACAAUUUGAUAGUAAAUUAUUAGCUUAAGCUAUCGAGCUUAUAUGAAUCUCGUUUAGCUAAUUAUAACCUAAAAGGUUAGACAAUGUGUUGGAUUUUUGGUUAAACAAAUUGCUAAAGUCUGCCUCCGAUGGUUGAAAUAGUGUAUCCAUAAUUUUGUAUUUUUGUCGGAUAGUCUUUCGACCUUCGGUGGCAAAACAUUAGCUCCAUUUAGACAUUUUCUCCUCCAAAUAUCACUUAAAAUUAAUGUUAUACGCGUACAUUUAUUUUCACUUAUACGUAUUAUAUGUAUAUGGGAAUGUGUAAUUUAAAAAUAUAUAUUGUAGUUAUGGAUAAGAAAUUUCUGAUAUAACUUAAAAGCAAUACGAAUCGCUUAAAAUUAUAAUGUGUAUAUGCUGUUACAGAAAGUGUUGUUAAGACGAGCGCAGAUAGUGGUUUAUGAACGCAACAACUCUAACUUCUUAGUUAUCGAGAUUAUUUACUUAAUUAAGUACCAACCCUAUAUUAUAACAUCCCACUGGUGGGCACGAGCCUCCUCUAAGUACUAUUGAGAAGGUUCAAGCCCUAGUCCACGUUGGCUUGAUGCAGAUUCGCAUUUUGUUUCCUUGCAACGCCGUAUGGACACCAAAGUUAAUCGGCAUUUUGGCUUAACAACUAUAUAUUGAGGCAUUAUGAACUCUAUCGAUAUAGAAACAAAGCAUUUAUUGAAAUACCGGUACUGCUAGAUUGAAUAAUAUUCGAUUUUUAAACGCAUUAUUAUCAAUUGUACAAAUUCGUAUUUUUUAAAUAAGUUCGUAUAUAUUCGUACGUUUAUACGUACGCAUGCGUUUUCGUACAUCGCUGUCUGCGCCGUCCUCUGUUCAUGGAACAGAUUAGUGAAUAUAGCCAAUAUCACUUUGUUUGAACAAAUAUCAUUUUAAUGUUUAGUGCAGUAUUAUUAAAUAAAUUUAUAGAUAAACAAUAUGUUGUCAAUUGUUAGGUGGUCUCCACCCUGUAUAUAAUAGCUAUAAUAAAGGAAUUAUUUCAAUUAUUGACAUGUGUCUUUGAGUUACGGCUAUCAAUUGGGAGAGGAAUUUUAGGAGAAAAUAUUUGCUUCUAAUAUAUACGAAUGUCUAAGUGGCCUCUAGACUUUGAGUACUGCUGAUAAAUACUGAGAUUUAACUGAUUCUGAGAUUUAAUUACAUUAAAAACGAUAUAUCUUUUAAUUCAUGCUCGGAAUUACUAAAUAAAACAAUUUUUCCUUGAUCUUUUCAAAUAAAAUUGUUUUUAAAUUCUGUUAAAGGCGCCCGCGACGCGACGUAAACAUUUGUCAUAUUUUAAGCCCAUUAAUUUAGUUUAUUUGUUUACAAUGCUAGUCAGUUUAACAAGUUUGACAUAAUCUUGUCCAAUAAAUGACACUUGAAAUCAAUAUUUCGAAAUCAGACACUUUUCGUUAAAGCACAUACGUAUAUAAAUUUACGAGUGUAUAGUAAAUUCUAAAAAAGUACUAAGGGGUCAACCUUAAAUAAAACAAUGUGACACUUGGCCUGCACAACCUCUCACUAAAUACUAUUAAUGCUAAAUAUAGUGCUGUCUUCUUCUACUCUAAAUGAAUGACAGUGACAGCACGAAGUUUUAAAUAUGUAUAGCGCUAAACAUGUUUAGUAACGUUGUACAAGCCAGCCUUAGAGCCUUCCGAUGUUGUUACCUAAAAUCAAUAAUUAUCAAUUUUAUAUAGGUAAAGGAAUUGAUUUUAAAACAUGAAGUGAACAUACUCGCACGCUAUAUCUGAAUCAGGCAUUUGUCGCGUUCUAUUUUUAAAAUGUGUGCCAGCCACUGGUGCAUCUUCAAUCAAUAACCAAAUGAGGUUUUAGUGCAGUUAAACGACAAAAUCUGCGCAUUAAAAACGCACGAAUCCGUCAUAGCAUCGACGCCUUAAGUAAAGAAUGCAGCGAUCCUAUUGGUGGAUUUUUGAAUUUAGAAUUACAAAACUGACACGAAAAACAAAAGAGUAUCUUUAACACAUACGAAGGAUAUAAUUAUUUAAAUAGUUUUUAAUAGAAAUGCUUUGUCAGGCUUACGAUUAGUCAUAAAAUAUGACCACAAUUUUUUUAUGCGCUCCAAAAUGACUAAACCGGGCAUCUGAUGGUGAGUUUAAUGCAGUACAAAAUCUAAAAAAUAUUUUUAACUCAUUAAUUGAAUUGCGUGAUGGUUUUAUUCAAUAAAAUCAGAUUACAUCGGUUUAUUUUUUAAAGCUCUCAAGUUGAAUUGCAUAGUAGGAUUGUGAACCUUAUGUACUUAAUAAUAAAAUACACCAAUACUUUCAUCCAAUGUACCCAAACAGUUAUUCCAGAACCAAAUAUUAUUUAGUGCCAUUUGUUAUUAUAAAAUAUAGACAUGUUUAUCAAAAUUGACGCAUUCCAUUAUGAUGUUCACAGCGUUGUUAAUUUUUAAGAGUUAAGUCCAAAUUGUACAUUGUACCAAGAAUUUUCAAAAUAAAAAUGAAUAUAUAUGAAUUAUACGAAUAAGUUACGGAU